CUGUUUUUAUGGAUGGACCCGUGUACCUUGAACUUGUAGAAGUAGACUCACCCGUCUCUUCUGUUUCUCGAAGUUUUUCAGCGAUGUCUAACGUCCCACAUUUACUCCGACACGCGCCUUCAGCCCUCAGGCGGUUGUCGGGCGGCAGGAGGGCAGAAAAGGGCGCCGGUUUGUGGCUUAACGUCAGGUUUUUGCAGUUCAGCUCCUUGUCGUCGAGUAAUUUACAUCCGCACAGAAGCAGCUCCAAAGGUUAUACAACAUCUGCCAGCACGAAACCGGUCCGGAUCGGCUGUGCCUCUGGGUUCUGGGGGGACACAGCGAGCUCAGUGCCUCAGUUGAUCUACGAUGGUAAGCUGGACUUCCUGGUCUUUGACUACCUCAGCGAGAUCACCAUGUCUCUGCUCACCGCCGCCAAGGCCAAGGCACCUAAUCUGGGUUACGCUCCGGACUUUGUCCAGGUCGCUCUCGCUCCGUUUAUUAACGACAUCCACAGGAAAGGUAUUCGUGUCGUCAGUAAUGCUGGAGGUGUGAACCCUCUGGCCUGUGCUGAGGCCAUACAGGAAGUCAUUAAAAAAGCUGGCCUGGACCUCAAGGUUGCCGUGGUGACUGGUGAUGACGUCAUGCCCCAGAAAUCCAUCCUGUCUGAGGUGAAGAUGGUGGACGGCGGCGGCAGGCGGCCCUUACCUAAAACCCUCCACAGCAUGAAUGCUUACCUCGGGGCUCUUCCUAUCCGCCGCUGCCUGGAUGUCGGGGCAGACAUCGUGGUAACUGGACGCUGCGUGGACAGCGCCGUGGCUCUGGGGCCGCUCAUGCACUCCUUUGGCUGGGAGAGGACUGACUAUGACCUGCUGGCAGCCGGGAGUCUUGCUGGCCACCUGAUUGAGUGUGGAGCUCAGAGUACAGGAGGAAUCUUCACCGACUGGCACAAAGUUCCUGACUGGGACAACAUGGGCUUCCCGGUGGUGGAGUGUUCCAGUGACGGCUCCUUCGUCCUCUCCAAACCGCCCAAAACCGGCGGCCUCGUCUCCUUCGGCACCGUGGCGGAGCAGCUGGUGUACGAGAUCGGUGACCCGCGGCGAUACCUGCUGCCUGACGUCACCUGUGACUUCAGCCAGGUGCUCAUCAAGGAAGUACCAGGUGUAGACGGUGGUGCUGUGAGGGUGACGGGGGCCAAAGGCUCCGCUCCGUCACAGGACUACAAGGUGUGUGCCACUUACAUGGACGGCUUCAGGGCGACGGCCGUGUGUCCAGUUGGCGGGCCGAGAGCGGCAGAAAAGGGCCGCCGGACUGCCGAGAGCAUCGUCAAACGGACGAAGCGCAUGUUCAAGCAGUUGGGCCUGGAAGAUUUCACCUCAGUCAACAUCCAGAUGCUCGGAGCUGAGGACACAUACGGCGCCAACGCUCGUAACGAGCAGCAGAAGCUGGGCUCCAGGGAGGCCGUGAUCUGGAUGGCCGCCCACCACAAACAGAAGAAAGCUCUCGAGCUGUUCGCCAGAGAAGUCGCUCCUGCGGGGACCGGCAUGGCUCCCGGGCUGACCGGCAUCGUGGGUGGACGACCCAGAGUGUCUCCUGUCCUGAAGCCGUUUUUCUUCUUGCAUCCCAAAUCUCAGCUGAAGGUGGACAUUCACGUUGGUGGAGAGCUGGUGGAGUCUGUCACAGAGGCGGAGCCUGACACACCUGAGCAGGAAGCCCCUCCCCCCUCAGCAGAGGAGGUGCCUGACACAGAGCUGCCCAGUGGACCCCACAGCUACAGACUGGAGGAGCUGGCCUACACCAGGAGCGGGGACAAAGGGGACUCGGCCAACAUCGGAGUCAUAUCUCGCCAUCCCCUCUUCUUCCCCUACCUGAAGAAACACCUGACUUCUUCUGUGGUGGAGGACUACUUCUCCCACCUCCUCCAGCCAGGCGUGAAGGACGCCGUCACCCGCUACACUCUGCCGGGGAUCCACGGGCUCAACUUUGUCCUGCAGAGUUCACUGGGAGGGGGAGGGGUGGCGUCACUACGCAGCGACCCUCAGGGCAAAGCCUUCGGUCAGAUGCUGCUGGACCUGAAGCUCAGAGGACUUCCUGACCUCAAGUCGCUGGUGGACUGAGACCGAGAGGAGCCGCUGAGAAACACUGAGGGAGGCAGCUGUGGGAAGCGGACACAUAAAACCCCUUCAACCAACAAUAUGCAAGAACUGUUUUACUCUUUGUUUGCUGUGGGAAACUCGGACAGCCGUGAGUCAGCUACUUUGCUGACACAUCAGAACAUCAAGCGAAUGCAGCAGCACACGGCGGAGCAGGAAGUCCAGCUCGCCGUCCGCCUUCCAGCCUUUCAUUUCGUGAUUCUGUUGCCAACAACUGAAGGCCAGUCUGGCGUGUUUCCCGUCCGGCCUUUUGCUUGGUCACUCUUUCUUUUCUUUGCCUCGUCCGUUGACGUCCUCUUCGGUCUCUCGCUGAGUCCGUCCGUCCCCCAGCACAGAGUAGUCUAACACGAACCUGUAGUGUCCGUUUGAUGGUUUGCAGAUCUGAGUUAUCAACUUGGAGCAAAGCACUAAUAAACCAGGGUCAUCCUUUCAAUCCAAAGUCAGCACAGUCCUGAUUUCCCUGCCUUUAAGGCAUCACAUGAACAUCAGGAGUGCGGGGCCAGCAGCGAACACCAGAGGCUCUGCAGCCCACUCUGGGCUGGAGGAACCAUUUGGGAGCGACCGCAGACGCUGUGGUCACAGUUUGGCUCGGGGCGGAACAAAUCGUCUGGACGAGUCGGGUACUUUCGGGUUGACGCCGGUUUCGGCUAGAUCACCUCGACACGACCCGACUCUGAUGUUCGCCCCACAGGAAUGUGCGUCUCCCUCCACCAAACCGACUCUCUGGCUUCCAGGCUGUUUAGCCAUAAUUGCAACCAGACCGAAGCUGCAGUCGGAGUUAUUCCUCAGCUUCUGUCAUCUCCCCCACCUCCUCUGACUCACGUCCCCCCUCCACAAAUCCUCCUCCUCAUUUGCUCUCAUCAGUGAAUUCAAUAAAUACCAUGUGACUCUUUCCUCUGUGGAUGUCCAGCUCAGUCCGGGUGCUUGUCUCUCAGGAGACUGUGCUGGUUUCUGGGAUCCGCUGCUGCUCUGAUCCCGGACUUUGGGAAUCCGCUGAUUUUGGUGUUUAGUCUGAUGUUUUGCUGCUGGAUUUGUGAGCUUCUCUUACGAUGUGAUGUAACAAUGGCCUUCUAACCGUCAUCACGUGGCAGGAUGGCCUCCUGAGGCCGCCGUCGGCUCGCCGGGCGUGCAGGACGGUCCUGACUGUGGAACCUCGACGGCUUCUUCUGGAUUCGAUCAAAAUCAGCUUCGGUUUAACGGCGUCCGCCUCACGUUCUGUCCUCGUGUGUUUCUAACAGCGCAGGUGAACUGAGAGAAUCAGGAAAGCCUGAUUUCUCGUGUUGCCAGGAAACAGACUGAGCAGAACGUCCCAACAGUCCAUCCUGCCCUCAGAACUUCACUAACACCGAGCUCGUUUCUGUGUGAUUUUAUAGAUACUAAAGUGAAGAUAUUAAAAAUAUUUUUGUGUU
This is a messenger RNA of Scatophagus argus, 3538 nucleotides long. RefSeq names its product lecithin retinol acyltransferase b, tandem duplicate 1 (gene lratb.1). The coding region runs from base 9 to 2093 and encodes 694 amino acids. The transcript has 21 exons. The record is from RefSeq and is a predicted model, not a curated record. NCBI's taxonomy places the organism in Eukaryota, Metazoa, Chordata, Actinopteri, Scatophagidae.